Messenger RNA from Scheffersomyces coipomensis, 771 nucleotides. RefSeq lists its product as uncharacterized. Lineage: Eukaryota; Fungi; Ascomycota; Pichiomycetes; Serinales; Debaryomycetaceae. The transcript is spliced from 2 exons. The record is from RefSeq and is a predicted model, not a curated record. Bases 385 to 771 code for a protein of 128 amino acids.
GUUAAAAAUAAUAAUUCGAAAUGGUACGAUACAAUUUUAGUAUGUGUAAGAAUCUGUAUGUGUGUGUUAAUUAUAUUUACCAAUUGGUCUAUUGAAUGUGUAAAGUGUAGUUACUUUGAAUAAUAAUUUGAAUUGCGUUUUUGUCAACAAGUUACAUUUUAUUUAUUUAGAUUAGAUUAAUCUGAACUAAGGUUGAUCAAGGAUUAGAUCAUUUGAUUAUUAUUAACAUCAUUUAAUCAAUGUUUAUGCUAGGCUAUUUUUAGAUGGGUCAGCGAAGCGCAUGUUCCUACAUCUCGUAUUAAUAUUAAAUAGUUUAUGUUAGUUUAUAUUGCAGAACUUGUAAUUAAUUAUGUAAGCUACCAAAUUUUACGAUUAAUAGUAUAGAUGAUAGUUACAAACAUCAAUCUAGUAAAAGUUUCGUUAAGCAAUAUUUACUACCAGAUGAAAACUUUAAUUGAAACAAUUAUUUUUGGUAUUUUAUCAAUUUAUGUUCAAAGAAUGAAUUAUUAUGAUUUCAAUAAUUAUACUACUUCAGGUUUAAGUUCAUCAUUUGUAACUUUUGAAUAUGUUUUAGCUACCACCAUGGAAUUCAUUGUUGCUGUUGGUUAUAUCCUGAACUUUUACAUUAAGAGAAGAUAUUAUCCUGAAUUAGGUGUUAAUAACGUUGCUGUUGAAAGCAGUAAUGAUGAAAGCAUCGAAAAGGAAAAUGAAAGUGAAUUAGAAGAUAUUAGUCUUGAAAAUAAUAGUAUCAUCAAAAAGGAAAUUGUCUAA